UCACCCGCGCGAGCUGGGCCUCGCCGUGCUGCUCCUCCCUCGGCCGGCUCGGGCGGCAGCUCGGGCCCGGGAGCGUGUUGGCGGGCGGUGCCGCUGGGCCCUGCUCGGCUCUUUGGCGUGGACGCCGGAAGAAGAAUACAUGUUCACCUUCAGUGAACAAGAGCAUGUUCCCAAACUCCAUUUUGGGUCGUCCACCCUUCACCCCAAACCACCAACAGCAUAAUAAUUUCUUUGCUCUCUCACCAACUCUUUAUUCACACCAGCAACUUAUUGAUGCACAAUACAACUUUCAAAAUGUAGACUUGUCUAGAGCGGUGACCUUACAGCCCCUGGCAUAUGGAGCUGUCAGUCCAAUACAGACCUCGACAUCCCCAUUAUUUCGAGGAAGGAAGAGAAUUAGCGAUGAAAAAAACUUUCCUCUUGAUGGUAAACGGCAGCGUUUCCAUUCACCCCACCAAGAGCCAACUAUAAUUAACCAGAUAGUGCCUUUAUCAGGUGACCGAAGAUAUUCCAUGCCGCCAUUGUUUCACACACACUAUGUACCAGAUAUAGUAAGAUGUGUUCCACCUCUUCGAGAAAUUCCACUAUUAGAACCUAGAGAAAUCACACUGCCUGAGGCCAAAGAUAAGUUGAGUCAGCAGAUACUAGAGUUGUUUGAAACUUGUCAGCAGCAGAUGAGUGACUUGAAGAAGAAAGAACUCUGUAGAGCCCAGCUGCAGAGAGAGAUCCAGCUGCUAUUCCCACGUACGUCUGCCUACUGUGCAUGCUUUUCCUGGCUGUACAUUCCAGUUUACAGAUGCACUGUUAGUUUCUUACUGCUUUCUUCUGCUCCUCUAGAAAGCAGACUUUUCUUAGUUGGAUCAUCUUUAAAUGGAUUUGGUGCCCGGAGCAGUGAUGGCGAUUUAUGCUUAGUUGUUAAAGAAGAACCAUGUUUUUUUCAGGUCAAUCAGAAGACUGAAGCACGCCAUAUACUCACCUUAGUCUAUAAGCACUUCUGUACUAGACUGUCUGGCUACAUUGAAAGACCUCAGCUGAUUCGUGCAAAAGUGCCAAUUGUGAAGUUCAGGGAUAAAGUCAGUUGUGUGGAAUUUGACUUAAAUGUAAACAAUACCGUUGGAAUUAGAAACACAUUCCUUCUCAGAACGUAUGCCUACCUUGAAAAUCGAGUUCGUCCAUUAGUGCUGGUGAUUAAGAAAUGGGCAAAUCACCAUGAGAUAAAUGAUGCCAGUCGUGGUACUUUGAGCAGCUACAGUCUUGUAUUGAUGGUUUUGCACUACUUACAAACCCUACCUGAACCCAUCCUUCCAUCCCUCCAAAAAAUUUACCCAGAAUCUUUUAGUACUUCUGUACAGCUGCACCUUGUACAUCAUGCUCCAUGUAAUAUUCCUCCUUACCUCUCAAAGAAUGAAUCAAGUCUUGGGGACCUCUUACUGGGCUUUCUUAAAUAUUAUGCUACAGAAUUUGACUGGAACACUCAGAUGAUUUCAGUUCGUGAAGCCAAAGCCAUCCCAAGACCUGAUGAUAUUGAAUGGAGAAAUAAAUACAUCUGUGUUGAAGAACCAUUUGAUGGAACUAAUACCGCCAGAGCUGUGCAUGAAAAGCAGAAGUUUGAUAUGAUCAAGGAUCAGUUUUUAAAGUCAUGGCACAGAUUGAAAAACAAGAAAGAUCUGAACAGUGUUCUGCCUUUGAGGGCUGCUACCCUGAAGAGAUAGCUGGCCUCUAAUUCUUAAAUUCUUCCAAGAAAUAAAGAACAAUAGUUAUAUCAUAAUGCAUUUGUUUACCUCCAUCAUGGUUUAUUUUUAAUGUUGUUAUUGUUUUUGUUUUAUUUUUAAAAGGACAUACUUAUAUAAAGAUUGCAUAUUUUAUUAUGACAUUUCCUAAUAAACUGUUUGAUUUAAAAAUGUAUUUUUGAAAAUGUUUACAUUGAUGAUUAGUAGUACUAUGGCAUGACUUUUCAGCAUAAAGUAUAUUUUGAGAAAUUACCUGAACUAAUAAGGUUUUGAUAUAAUUUUGGGUAAUUGUACCACAUGCUAAUACUGAAGAACCAUGUGGAAUUUUGCAAAGGAUCUAAGUAAUACAUAUUUACAGUGUAACCGGCAGUAGACAUUUGUCUAGCUCAGUUCUAGUCAAGGGAAGAUUCAAGUCAGUUAUUCAGUUACUUGAAGCAAAUGAAAUUUUUCAUUCAGUGGCAUCACUGUGGAGUCUUGAAAUGCUGGACGAUUGCCUUAAGUCUUCACUUGAGUCCCUGGGCCAGCCUGUCUUUGACAUGUGUCUGCACUGGUGUUCCAUUAGCACGUCACACCUUGCUUUGAUAGACUCUGGAGGUUGCUUUGGAUUGGUGUUGAAACAAUACAUUUUGCACUGUUGCAGCAGAGCACUAACAGCAGUUAGUGACUUGCUUACUGAACUGUUAGAAAGUCUCUGACUUAGACACUUUGGAAAAAUGAAGUUUCCUAUGCUUUCUGAUAGCAUAGUGCAGUGUGCACUGUUGCUUUACCUCCGUUUUCCUGAUGUUAUUUUCUUCAUGAUAGAAAACAGCAGAAAACUGAAACAUCAAAGUUAAGAUUAUAUCCUAUUUGUAGAAUCAGAUUUCUGUGGAUUAUAAUCUAAACUGGAAUUUUUAGGCACUAAGCCACUACAAAGUGUUUUAGAUAAGACAAUAAAAUUAUAAAUAAAAGUUUAAUGUUUAUACAAAAUUCUUUUUUAAUAUUUCUUUUCCACAUAAAAUAGUAGCUUCAGAUACAAGCUAUUCUGUUUAUUAAGACUGUUUUUAGUUUAUGUAAAUAUUUGUAAAUUGGUCAGUACCUGUAAAUUUAAAUAAAAGUAAUCUUGAAGACAGUUUUAACUUUUUCAAAGAUUGCAAACUUCUUGUAGGCCUGUGGUGGCACAGUUUGUACCACUAAACCAUUUUUUUGCAGACCAAUUAAAAAACUAAGCAUUCACUUUCUUUGACUUAUAAAGGGUGCGUACUUUGUUUUUAAGUUUAAAUUUUUGUAUGCUAUCAAAUGGAAUAAAGUUUAUAUCUGGAAA
This is a messenger RNA of Mesocricetus auratus (golden hamster), 3030 nucleotides long. RefSeq names its product terminal nucleotidyltransferase 2 (gene Tent2). The record is from RefSeq and is a predicted model, not a curated record. Gene Ontology annotation, cellular component: cytosol. The coding region runs from base 165 to 1712 and encodes 515 amino acids. Gene Ontology annotation, molecular function: poly(A) RNA polymerase activity. NCBI's taxonomy places the organism in Eukaryota, Metazoa, Chordata, Mammalia, Rodentia, Cricetidae. The transcript is spliced from 14 exons.